AUGCAGAGCUGGAGUUUGCCAUCCAGCCAAACACUACAGGCAAACAGCUGUUUGACCAGGGUGAUGGACCAGCAUAAACUCUCCAGAGAGCAGUGGGAAGAACGGAUCCAGGUGUGGCAUGCUGAACACAGUGGCAUGCUCAAAGAGAAUGCCAUGCUGGAAUACCUGAAGAUUGCUCAAGACCUGGAGAUGUAUGGAAUCAACUACUUUGAAAUCAAGAAUAAGAAAGGAACUGACCUGUGGCUGGGGGUUGAUGCCUUGGGGCUCAACAUCUAUGAAAAGGAUGAUAAACUGACUCCAAAGAUUGGGUUCCCCUGGAGCGAAAUCAGAAACAUCUCUUUCAAUGACAAGAAGUUUGUUAUAAAGCCUAUUGACAAGAAGGCACCAGACUUUGUGUUUUACGCCCCUCGUCUGAGAAUUAACAAGAGGAUCCUGCAGCUCUGCAUGGGCAACCAUGAACUGUAUAUGCGGCGCAGGAAGCCUGACACCAUUGAGGUGCAACAGAUGAAAGCCCAGGCCCGGGAGGAGAAGCACCAGAAAGAACUGGAAAGGAAACAACUACAAGAUGAAAAGAAGAAGAGGGAGACAAUUGAGAGGGAGAAAGAGCAAAUGUUGAGGGAAAAGGAGGAGCUGCUGGUGAGGCUACAAGAGUAUGAGGUGAAGACUCAGAAAGCAGAGAAAGAGCUCUCGGAUCAGAUCCAAAGAGCCAUUCAGCUGGAGGAGGAAAGGAGACGAGCCCAGGAGGAAGCGGAACGCUUGGAAGCCGAUCGUUUGGCUGCUCUGCAGGCCAAGGAAGAGCUGGAGAGACAAACUAUGGACCAAAUGAAGAGCCAGGAACAGCUGGCUGCAGAGCUUGCAGAGUAUACAGCCAAGAUCGCACUUCUUGAAGAGGCAAGGAGGCGUAAAGAGAGUGAGGUUGAAGAGUGGCAAAUCAGGGCCAAGGAAGCCCAGGAGGAUCUGGUAAAGACAAAAGAGGAGCUACACCUGGUAAUGACUGCUCCGCCUCCACCCCCACCGCCCGUCUAUGAGCCAGUGAACUACCAUGUCCACGAUAACCUGCAAGAUGAAGGAUCCGAGUACUCUGCCUACAGCGCAGAGUUCUCCAGCGAGGGGAUCAAGAAUGACCGCAACGAGGAGAAACGCAUUACUGAAGCAGAGAAGAAUGAACGUGUACAGAGGCAACUGAAGGCGCUGACGGAUGAGCUGGCCCAGGCUAGAGAUGAAAAUAAGAGGACCCACAAUGAUAUUAUCCACUCGGAGAACAUGCGACAGGGCCGUGACAAGUACAAGACGCUGCGGCAGAUCCGGCAAGGCAACACUAAGCAGAGAAUCGAUGAGUUUGAGGCGAUGUAAUGAUGCUUGUAACAAGAAGGCAGGACUGUGGGAAAGGCAGAUCUUAAUG
Molecule: messenger RNA, 1402 nt
Organism: Nipponia nippon (crested ibis)
Lineage: Eukaryota; Metazoa; Chordata; Aves; Pelecaniformes; Threskiornithidae
Source: RefSeq, a predicted model, not a curated record